Xiphophorus hellerii (green swordtail) is the source of this 4749-nucleotide messenger RNA. Its product is annotated as dihydropyrimidinase-related protein 5-like. The record is from RefSeq and is a predicted model, not a curated record. Gene Ontology annotation, cellular component: cytoplasm; cytosol. Bases 857 to 2566 code for a protein of 569 amino acids. Gene Ontology annotation, molecular function: hydrolase activity, acting on carbon-nitrogen (but not peptide) bonds, in cyclic amides. NCBI's taxonomy places the organism in Eukaryota, Metazoa, Chordata, Actinopteri, Cyprinodontiformes, Poeciliidae. The transcript is spliced from 14 exons.
AAACACCAGCUGAUCAAAAUGGGUUAAUUGUAUGUAUUUUAGCCCUCUUUCACGUUGAUAAAUUGUGUAUCAAACGCCUUUUAAGCGUUAAUAACGACAGGGUUCUUCUCGAAAUCCGCUAAUUUUUCGCUCUGUCUUGUUAUUAUAUGUUUAUGCCAUCGAUUCCUGUUGCUUAUUUUGGAUUAAUUUGAAUAAAAAUAAUUAAAGUGAGCCAAUAUGGGAGAGGAAAUGAUCGAAAGGUAUUAAAACCCGUUUAAAAAUGGAGGGUUUGCUUUGUGGUGAAAUGACAUCUUGUGCCGUUUGUGAAGGAACAUGGGUGAGUUUUGAUUGUCCUUUUGUCGUGUGUCACUACAUUAAAGGCGUGUAUACGUUAUGUAAGUCUAUUGUCUUGUUUGUUGGUUGUUCUCUUUUCAUCUAAAUCCAUUGAGUCAUGGUAAAGAUGAUGGUUCACACAAGCCAACCUAGAUUUUUUAUGUGUGGUCAUUUUAAUGUAGUAGAAUAAGUUAAUAUGAAUUCCUUUAUGCUUUGUUGGGAAGGAUGAAUUUGUAGUUUAUGGUGCUGAGAUAUUUUGCAUUGCUUGGUUUUGGGCAUCUUUACUGGUGCAGGAAAAUAAGAUGAAUACAUUAGCAAGGAUGCUAUUGAACAGUGAUGUUAAACACACACUUUACAAAUAUUAAAAAAUGUGAAGAAAAAUUAUUGACAUUUGGUGAACGUUUGGUGUUCCGAUGCAAUGACUGGAUGAUUUUAAAGUAUUUCAUCUAUUUGUCCUCAGUCAUAGGGAAGAGAAAACAAUUACUAAGAUGUCCUGCAAGUUUACUUUGCAGAUCCGUCUUGGUGUUUAUAGAUCUGCAGUAAAAUGAUCAUGGCUGCUAACAUGGGGUCCAUGCGCAUCCUCAUCAAGGGAGGAAAGGUGGUGAAUGAUGACUUCACACAGGAAGCAGAUGUUUAUAUCGAGAACGGCAUCGUACAGCAGGUUGGGAAGGAGCUGAUGAUCCCAGGUGGAGCUAAGGUGAUCGAUGCUUCUGGAAAGCUGGUGCUGCCAGGUGGAAUCGACACCUGCGUUCACCUACAGCAGACGUUUAUGAACGCCAGCAUUCAAGACGACUUCUACAGUGGAACCAAGGCGGCUCUGAUGGGUGGUACCACCAUGGUGAUGGCUCUGGUCCUGCCUGAGCAGCACUGCUCUCUGCUGGACGCUUAUGAGAGCUGCCGCAGUCUGGCAGACGCCAAGGCCUGCUGCGACUACGCUCUGCAUGUUGGGGUCACCUGGUGGGGACCAAAGGUACGCAAUGAGAUGGAGAGCCUGGUGAGGGAGCAUGGUGUGAAUUCCUUCCAGAUGUUCAUGGCCUAUAAAGACCUGAUGAUGCUGCGGGACUCAGAGCUGUAUCAGACGCUGCAGACAUGCAAGGACAUCGGAGCCAUUGCACGUGUGCACGCUGAAAACGGAGAGCUCGUGGCAGAGGGCGCCAAAGAGGCUCUGGAUCUGGGAAUCUCUGGACCAGAAGGAAUAGAGAUAAGUCGACCAGAGGAGCUGGAGUCUGAAGCCACUCACAGGGCCAUCACAAUCGCCAACAGGGCGCGCUGUCCCAUCUACCUGGUGAAUGUGUCCAGUAUGCUCGCUGGAGACAUGAUUGCUGCUGCUAAGAUGCAGGGUAAGGUGGUCCAUGCUGAGACCACUGUAGCUCACACUGUGCUGAAUGGGAACCAGUACUACCACCAGGACUGGACCCAUGCUGCUGCUCAUGUCAUUGUCCCUCCUCUGCGCCUGGACCCAAACACACCGAGCUACCUCAUGGGCCUGCUGGGAAAUGACACUCUGAGCGUCGUUGCUUCAGAGCACCGUCCGUUCAGCACCAAGCAGAGAGCUUUGGGCAAAGAAGACUUCACCAAGAUCCCUCAUGGAGUGGCGGGGGUCCAGGACCGGAUGAGUGUCAUUUGGGAAAGAGGAGUGGUGACAGGAAAAAUGGAUGAGAAUAGUUUUGUGGCUGUGACCAGCUCCAAUGCAGCCAAAAUCUACAACCUGUAUCCACGCAAAGGUCGGAUCAUCCCUGGAGCCGACGCUGAUGUGGUCGUCUGGGACCCCGAUGCAACCAGGACGAUCUCCCUGAGCACCCAGGUACAGGGCGGAGACUUCAACCUGUAUGAGGGGAUGCGCUGCCACGGCGUUCCUCUGGUCACCAUCAGCCGGGGACGCCUGGUGUGUGAGAACGGCGUGUUCAUGUGCGCCGAAGGCUCCGGGAAGUUCUACCCGCAGCGCACCUUCCCCGACUACCUCUACAAGAAGAUGGUCCAGAGAGAAAAGAACCAGGCCUAUAAAGGAGUAGUAAGGGAUCCUUAUUCUGGUGAUGUGGCCAAAGUUGCGAACACGAUGAAGAAGGAGCUCGGUUUGGGUCCGAUCGACGGCGAGUCGCCUAACAAGCCGGUCGCUCGGGCCCACCAGGGUGUCCGAGACCUCCAUGAGUCCUCCUUUAGUCUGUCAGGUUCUCAAGUUGACGACCACAUCCCGAAGAGGUCCUCUGCUCGGAUUCUGGCUCCCCCUGGUGGCCGCUCCAGUGGCAUUUGGUAAUCGUUAGCGUUGGAGUUCAAACCGUUUCCACCUCUGUGUUUUUAUUAUAUUUCCAAGCGACCAGAAAAACUGCACUGAUUUUAAAACAACAGAAUAAAACUUUAAAAGUAACAGGAAAACAAAUUCAAGUAAAAAUCUGACGUAUUUAUUAAUUAGUGGUUUAAACUGUGAAUUUGUGGUUAACUGGAUUAAACGAGGGCUAGCUAUGAACUUAAAUUCUAGCUUAUUGUAAUAAUAACAUAAAUCUGCGGUGCUUUUAAGCCUCGUUACGUUUUAACCAGCGGCAGAUCAAAACCAGUACAGUUUUUAACGGUUCGAAACAAAAGUGUUGCCAGAAUUAUUUAAAAAUAAGUGGAUUCAAACCCGUCACUGACAAACACACGGUACACCGUAGACACCAUAGCGUUAUAGUUUCUUGUGAUAAAUGUGCGUGGAUCCUGUUUGUGAUCGGACGACCCCACUGAGAGUGUUUUUGGUUUCCAGUGGACCAACAGUUCUGUGUGGUGAUGAAAUCCAGCUGCUUCUAACACUCCGUCUGUCUGUAUUUACACUUCCACUGCCUCUAACAGAACCAACAAAAUGCCUGGAAGGUAACGUUUGUCUAGGGCUGGGCGAUAAAUCAGUUUUAUUAAUUGGUUUUUGAGGAUUUAAUGUUUGGAAUAUCUGGAUUUUUUUCCACCAAUCCACUCCUUGGGUUCCCAUAGUUCAGAGUGAUGUCAGCCAAAGCCGCCAUCUUGUUUUACGAGAGGUUAAAAUUAGUCAUGAUAUUGCAACCACAUACAGUAGUUGUUGUGAUGUGAGAAUAAAGUCAAAAGAAUGCAAGAACAAGACAUUAAGAUUACCAGAAUUAAGUCAUAAUCAAUUUAAAUCGGAUCCGGUGUGAAAAAAAAGGUAAUUGUAGUUUUUAGUGGUAUCGUCCAGCCCUAGUUUUGUCCCUUUUAGGACUCCGUAUAUGGGGCGUCUAAAGGGAAAACAAAGAGCGAUGAGUUAAAGUUCAUUUGUGGGUUAAAUGGUUUCUCUGUUAACCAGAUGAUGACAAUGGAGUUUAUUGUAAGUGAAAUGAAUGGAGGGGGAAUGCAGUCCCUCCUCAUGAGCCAUCUGAGCGAAAACAAUAAACAAAUAAACCUCAUUUCUAAAUUCAUGCUCCAAUAAAGAACAAAAGCAAUUCAGCAAUUCAUUUCCUUUAUGUACAGUAGCAUUCACUAGUCUGUUUUUGUUUACAUUUUUCUACCACUGGCAGCUUAUUUAUUCCAGAAUUAUGUGGUUAUUUUUAACUCCUUUGCUGCAAAAACUCAAAAUCUUACCAAGUAUUUUUUGUUUAUCUUCUAACACAAACAUCUUAGUACGCUUGAAGUAAGGCAAAACUAACUUGAAAAUAACUUUUUAGUAGGUUAAUAAUUCCCUAAUAUUGAUUAAAAAUACUUGCUCCAAUGGAAGAUUAUUUCAUAUAUAAUUUUAAAGAUUCUUGUUACAAGUGAAAUAAUUUGCCAUUAUUUUACUAGUAAUAAGGAAUUAUUGAUUUAAAAGAAGCUCAUAUUUCUUGCUGAAAAGUUACUUGUGAGUUAGUUUUGUUUUAUUUCAAGUGUACUACUAUAUUUUCACUAAACUAGACCAGAAAUACUUGAUAAGAUUUUGUUUUUUUGCAGUGUUGUUUAUGCAUUUUACUAUAAAUGAGGCUGCAGAUGUGAUAUAGACAGAGAUUAUAAUACAAUCCCGUGUUAUAGCAGGAAGAUUGAGCUGCACAGGCUGAUAUCUGAAGAAAACCCUCCGGAUGACGUUUCAUUCCUGCCUACUAGUGUUAUAUAUUUAUGCAUAGUCACAUUCUCAUGUGUGGGUACUCUAUACCGUUAAAAAAUUAUUAUUUUUACUUUGUGAAAAGAUUAAAUGUGCCAAUGGGAAUCACCUGUGCCACUCUGUUAACGACGCAUGGAGAGAACCACGUGAACAGACACAGGUUCAUUAAAAAAAAAACAACUGGUGCUUUUUCUAGGAUUGUUUACAACUGUGAUCAUAUUGUUGGACAUUUUGUGUUUUUCUGCUGAGGGCACUGUGAUUCAGUGGUUGUGUUUGUGGAGUUGUGUUGGAAAAUGAACCUGUUAAGUCUGUAAGUGGCUGCUUGUUUCUUACCACAAGAAAAAAAGUAACUGAAUAAAAAAAUAAAUAAAAAAUUUAACAAAUCUUGA